CCAUCAGAUGAAGAAGUUAUUAGGAGACGUGGAGAGGAGAGGAGAGGAGAGGAAACCAUAUGGAACCCUGAGGCAGCAGAAAAACCAAAACCAAAUCAGGACAUGGAAUGGAAAUGGAAUGAAAUUCUUGCUUUUUUUUUUUUUUUAUUCCGGACCUUCAUCCGAAACUUCUAUCUUACGCCAUUAUCAUCACGCCCACACAUUAUACCCUUUUUUUACUCUACUUCAACCCCCGUGUGCGUGUAUGUUUAUAUUCUAUUUUAUAUCCCUCUAUUCUUUCUCCAAGAGCAAGAGCAGGCGUGCUUUCUCCUUUUUUGUGUGCUUUUUUUUUUUCUAUAUCUUAUUUUAACCUGUUCCCUCGGGGCAUGGCCUGAACCCUACCUACCUAACGACAGUAUGGUUUCCUUUUUUUCUUUUUUUUUUUUUUUGUAUAUAUAAUUUUUUAUCUCUCGAUAACCUUUUUUUGUUUUAUGAUCAUCUUAC
Paecilomyces variotii is the source of this 483-nucleotide messenger RNA. RefSeq lists its product as hypothetical. The coding region runs from base 103 to 438 and encodes 111 amino acids. The transcript has a single exon. The record is from RefSeq and is a predicted model, not a curated record. NCBI's taxonomy places the organism in Eukaryota, Fungi, Ascomycota, Eurotiomycetes, Eurotiales, Thermoascaceae.